AUGGUGCAGCCCGUGGAGCAGACGUCGGAGACCGAGCAGGAACAAUCCGUGGCAUCGGUGUAUGACGUGGGAGAUCCGGUGAAGACCGGGGAGCAGGCACGGGAGGCUGCAGGACAGGAACAGACCGGGGCUGUGGUGUCAGACGCAGAAGAGCCGGGACUGACCGUUGCUGUGGCGUCUGGCACUGUAGAGCCAGACCGGACUGGGAAGCAGGCGGAGAAGGCUGCAGGGCUGGUGCAGACCGGGGCUGUGGCGUCGGACACUGUAGAGCCGGGGCUGACCGGGGAGCAGGCGUCGGAGACUGCAGAGCAGAACAGGACUGGGAAGCAGACAUGGGAGUCUGUAGUACCGGGGCUGAUCGUGGCUGUGGCAUCGGACGCUGUAGAGCCGGGACUGACCGUUGCUGUGGCGUCGGACGCUGUAGAGCCGGGACUGACCGGGGAGCAGGCGUCGGAAGCUGCGGAGCAGAACUGGACGGGGAAGCAGACAUGGGAGUCUGUAAGACCGGGGCUGAUCGUGGCUGUGGCGUCGGACGCUGUGGAGCCGGAACUGACCGUUGCUGGGGCGUCGGACGCUGUGGAGCCAGACAGGACCGGGGAACAGGCUCAGGGGACGUGA
Melanotaenia boesemani (Boeseman's rainbowfish) is the source of this 618-nucleotide messenger RNA. RefSeq lists its product as uncharacterized. The record is from RefSeq and is a predicted model, not a curated record. The transcript is spliced from 2 exons. NCBI's taxonomy places the organism in Eukaryota, Metazoa, Chordata, Actinopteri, Atheriniformes, Melanotaeniidae. The coding region runs from base 1 to 618 and encodes 205 amino acids.